GGAUAUAUCCCCAUGCAUGUAAUACCCUUUCUCCAUGACCUACAGCCCGAUGGUCAGGCUUAUGAUGACCAUCAAUACCAGGUUUAUCAAUGAUAGACCGUACUUUUAAACUGACAAUAAGUCCAACGUUAUUCACUUCUAAAAGUAUCAACUAUGAAUACAUGUACCAUAACAAUUCUCCGAUUGUUCUACAUGAAAAUGGCGAGUUUUCAACAGAUUUCAUAUAGUUUUCGUUGGAGCGUGUCACUCUUGUCCUUUCGAUCGUGUGUAGGCGUGUAUAGGCAUAACUGUCACUGAAACGUAUUCGCCAUCACGAAUAUCCUGCGGAAUAUAAGUGCAGAAUAACCGACGUCGUGUCUGGCACAUAAGCAAGCAUGCCCAAGGUUCCCCGAGGAUUUACUCUUGACGUCCAGGCGCUCGGGAAGAAUUGUCGCUCAGGAAUCACCCGUGUUAACCCGAGUAUUAAGCCGCGUUUCCGUUAUCGCAUUUUAGUCCGUUUUGCGUCCGGCAGUGUGUUGUAAGGUCUGUGUGUUUAGGGCUAAACAAAAUACUUCCACAAAACGGGCUUAAAUGAGAUCAUGGAAACGCAGUUAUAAUACGCUCGGACAAGAGCAGAAUAAUUUUGGACAAACUGUUCCGCACGGCUACACGAGAACAGCGACACGAGGCAGGCCAUAGAUCGGUGAAGGUUCUUGCCAAACCAUCACCAGUGACCGUUUCCAUCCUUGAGGAGUCAGUUUAGAGUGAGCUUCCUGUAUCAUCUUUGAGUGGGAAAUAAUGACGACGGUUAGUCCGAGUUACCGAGAAGGAGGCUGGGGCUGGGCGGUCGUUCUGGCCUUCUUCAUGCUACAGUUCGUCUUUUUCGGCAUCCUGAAAGCUCUUGGAGUUCUGAUCACUUCUAUGAAGGAGGAUUUCGGUACGAAAUUGUGGGUCGUCGGCUCCAUAGCCUCGCUACACUAUGCAGUACAGUUUAUCCUAUCACCCCUUGCCGCUGCUCUGGCACGCCACUUUAGCGGUCGCAUCUUGAUUCUUGUUGGCGGUACAUUCUACGGAGUUGGUCUGGUGGUGUCUGCUUUAACGCACAGUGUCGCCAUCUUGGCUCUUGCCCUUGUUGUUAUCGCUGGAAUAGGGGUCACGUUUGUGAUGGAGAUCACCCAUGCCGAACUUGCUUUUUACUUCCGGGAGAAGUAUCCUUUAGCAAUUUUCAUCGCGCUUACCGGAUCUCCAGUCGGUAUUAUGCUAUACGGUCCAAUAACCCAAGUUCUCGUAGAUACGUACGGAUGGCGAGGAGCAAUGCUUCUCCUCGGUGGCGUUGGUUUCCAUCUUGUUGUAGGAGGAAUGUUGAUACGAAGGCCGCCGAUUUCAUACCAAGCGGUACCCGAUCACGAGGAGCAACUCACAAUUGAUAGUAUCAACUCUCCUGGUAAAUCCAAGGAGGAAGUCAAACCGAAUAAGUCCAAGAUAUCCAACCUCUGGAAUUCAGUUUUCUCUGUACUGUGUCUCGAGGUUUUCGUGAGUGCUGAAUUCAUUAUUGUAGCAACUAUGAGAAUGUUGUACAAUAUUGGCUACGGUGGUGUGGUUGUCUACAUAGUACCUAAUGGUCUGGCGCUUGGUCUAAGCACCAGGGAGGCAUCAUUCCUGACUACAGCUUGGGGGGUUGGGAACCUGGUUGGACUGGUUCUGUGUGCUCUGGCUUUGCAUGUGAAGUGGAUAUCGGUCCGUAGCGCUGAAGGAAUAGCUGUGAGCGUAACUGCAGUAGGACUCGCCCUGGAACCCUUCGUGUUUCCAUUCGUGGGUCAGAUUCUCACUACCUUUGUCGUGGGAUCCGGAAUGGGUUGCGCCAUUGAGGGGAUAUUUGUCAUGACGAGGUGUCUACCUUUUGGUGACGACAAAUUUGUCAGUGUGUUGGGCUGGCAAACGUUUCUGAGUGGAGUAGCAGCUGCCAUUGGAGAUACUGUAUCAGGUUGGCUUUCUGAUGCGACUGGGAGUUUCCACGCAACAUUCUUCCUAUAUAGUGCUACCAUGGCAGCGAUAUUAUUGUGUCUUCUUGUGGAUGCCAUUCGCAUCUCUUCCACUACCGAAUCUUCCAAGCAACGUGGGCCUGCGGUUCUAAUGCCUUCACUCUUUAAGAGAGACUCAAGUACAAGCUUCGGAAGGAUGCUGAUUCAACCGAAUACUAAUGAAGCACAAUGAUUACACAGUUUUCAUCAGAACAGUUAAAUUGUAGUCCAGUUAGCAUUACAGAAUUAAGCUUUCGGGGUUACACUGGGAUAAUUCACAUUAAUUUUUAUGUAUGCAUGCACUAAUUUUAAGUUGUAACACCAACACUAAUAUGUAAUCUACUAUUAAACAGACCAAGCUACCACCUAUUAAAACUUGUUAUUUUACAAUUUUUGUCCCAUUUUAGGGUAUUUUUUUCUUACACGGAUCUCAAAUAUUUCUUUGACCUUGAAUUGAUUCAGUAAGCGGUAAGUCAUGUUAAACCGGGACAGGCUUGAUAUUAAUCAGAAAGUCGUCUACUUUUGUAAAAUGACCAGGCAGGAAAAAUGGGGUAAAUAUUAGACCUUUGUUUACUCCCUCGACGAAAAGAGCUCUUACUUUUGUACCAGUCCGUAAUUAAUUCAGAUGGAUAGUCACUAAAAACAAUGACCUGGGUAAGGUGAAGUUACCAAAUGAAAUGAGACAGUAUGAAACAACAUGUUCAUUACGGACUGUAUAGCCAUAUGAACCCUAUUCAACUAGGAAAUUAAGAGUCCUGGAGUGAAAUACAAAGAUAAUACAAUGUAUACUCCCGAUCCCGAACAAUGAUGCUGGUAAUAUACCUCUUAUAGUAAGUUUGGCUCAAUAUCUGGAGAACAAUUGAAACACAUGUGCACAUGCUAACACACGUGUGUUGGUGUUUUCAUGCAUAUAUGAAUUAAUUUAUAUCCGAUAUUAUUUGGACAAUCACCAGUGGCGGAUGUAGCCGUUUUCCUCCCGAAAUCCCUGUAUUUUUCCUGCAUAUUCUCGAUUUAUCAUUUUUCGAGGGGGCAGGGACAUUCACCAACCCAUUGACUUCG
Molecule: messenger RNA, 3059 nt
Organism: Patiria miniata (bat star)
Lineage: Eukaryota; Metazoa; Echinodermata; Asteroidea; Valvatida; Asterinidae
Product: monocarboxylate transporter 12-like
Exons: 4
Coding region: 778-2193 (471 amino acids)
Biological process (GO): transmembrane transport
Molecular function (GO): monocarboxylic acid transmembrane transporter activity
Source: RefSeq, a predicted model, not a curated record